UGCACAGUCGCAGGCCGUCAAACACCGCGCGCUGUCGUUGUCAAACGCUGACAAUCACUUUUUUUUAUCUGUGCAUUUUUACGAACAAAAACGUCUGCCUAAAUUUAAAAAAAGAAUUCUAUUAUAAUCUUUAUAGUUGAAAAUUUUCGACUGAUUACCUAUCUUUAAAAAAAUAAAGCGACUGGCUGUAUAGAAAAAAAAUUGCUGUCAGUUUUGCGCGGGAAUUAAAAGUAUUUUUUUUUCUGUGAAUUUGGAAAUAUUUUUCAAUAUUAUUACGAGAUGAACAAGUAAAAUCACAUUUUAAUUCACGGAAAUGAAUAGUGUAGUGUAAUUAUGUAUUUGUGUCGAUUGUUGUUUACAAUAGCUUUAUUGUAUUUUUUGGAUCGAACUGUACACGGCGCGGAGUUUUUUGACAAUGAUGACCACACAAAACAACUACUCCAUCAUCUAUCACCAUCUGAAAAGCUACUGUUUUUCGGCACAGAGAGUAAACAUCCAGAAUUCGAGAUAGCACAUUUAAAAUAUCAAAAACGACGCAAGCGUUCCUUGCUACAUGAUAAUCAAGAGCUCAAUACUCUAAAGAAGCAUCUAGACUUAAAACUGAGUCCUAGGAAUAAGUUCCUAGAUCCCCAGUUUUUGUUGAUGAAACGAUGGUCCAAUGGUACAGAGGUUAUACUAGACCAACAUACAGAUGAAGAAUUAGACGCUUGUUACUAUAAAAGUGAUCACGCAGCAUUAUUUGUCUGCGAUGGUGUGAGGGGGCUGAUUAAAUCUAAUGAUAGCUUUUAUUACGUACAUCCACUGCCAGAAAGAUUCAACCACGAAGACUUUACACCACAUAUAAUUGUAAAACGCCAAAUAGACAACGCAAAUAACAUCGAAGAGAAUUAUGAAGAACCUACUUGUGUAGAAAGACAUACUAAUAAUAUAACGUGUUUCUCUCCUAACACAUGGACGAAACAUAGAAGAAAACGAAGCAUUUCAACAGAAAAUAAUUAUAAUAAUAUUAAUUUAGACACAUAUAAAGUAGACUUAGUACAUAGAAAUAAAACUAUAGAAGCGUUUAUAGAAAAAUUGAAGACAGGCGAAAGAAGGCAGAAAAGAGCAGUGCUCCCAGCGAUUUUUGUAGAAACAGCCGUGUUUGUGGACAGAGAUCUAUAUAAACACAUGACUAUAAACUUUCCUAAAGAAACAGAGCGGGAAUUAGUGAGAUUCGUAUUAGCCAUGAUAAAUGCAGUACAAUUAUUAUACCAUGAUCCAAGUUUAGGAAGGCCAGUGAAUUUUAUCCUAAAAAGACUAGAGAUCCUUCAUGAAGAUCCAUCUAAUUUAAAACGACCUCAUGACAUAGAUCGAUUCUUAAGUAAUUUCUGUACGUGGCAAAGGUUAGAGAAUCCUCCAGGAGAUAAUGAUCCCUUACAUUGGGAUCAUGCGUUGAUUUUAACUGGUCUAGAUCUUUAUGUCGUUAAUAAAAACGGCAAAGUCAGCAGUCAAGUAGUAGGAUUAGCACCAGUAGCUGGAAUGUGCACUGUCACAAGCAGUUGCACAGUCAAUGAAGGAAGACAUUUUGAAAGUGUCUACGUUGUAGCACAUGAAAUUGGACACAAUCUGGGCAUGCGUCACGAUGGACCCCUAGCAGAUAAUGGUUGUGACCCCAGCGCGUAUAUAAUGAGUCCAACAUUGGGCAGUGGGAAGAUCACCUGGUCACAAUGCAGUAGGAGCUAUUUGCAGAAGUUUUUGGAUACAUCCCAAUCGCGAUGUCUCUUGGACCACGGUAACUCAGCUGGUCAGUUGGACCACAGUGCUGAAGGAAUUCUACCUGGUGAAAGAUUCGAUGCUGAUCAGCAAUGCAUGUUAAAAUACGGUCGCGGCAGUCGUCACUCAAACGCUCAGAACUUGGAAGAUAUUUGUCGAGAUUUACAUUGUCAAAGGGAACGAUAUACUUGGACGUCCCAUCCUGCUUUAGAGGGAACUAAAUGUGGGGAGGAUAUGUACUGCCGCGGCGGUGAAUGCGUAGACCGUUGGAGUGGUACGACAACGAGAGACGGUCUGUGGGGCAAGUGGUCGAGAUGGUCUGAUUGUGCGUCUGCGUGUCUGCUGGACGAUACACACGCGCCGGCUGCUAGUGGGAUGGCGGUCGCUACCAGAAGGUGUAACAGACCCAGACUGGACAAUGGAAAGAAAUAUUGCUCUGGACACGAUAAAAAAUACCAGUCAUGCAAUGCACAUCAGUGUAACAACGUGCCAAGAAUGACAGUGCGAGAAUUCACAGACCAGAUAUGUUCUAGAGCUCGUGAAGUCGAUCCAGACCUUAUUGGCACUGGCUUACAGAGGAUGGAUGCUGAUGAUGUAAGCAGCGCAUGUGCAGUGUGGUGUGAUACUCGAGGUGGAGGAUACAAAUCUCGUGGCUGGACACUUCCUGAUGGGACUUCGUGUUCCAGGAUAGCUCCUAUGUACUGCAUCUCAGGAGUUUGUAGGAAAUUCACUUGUAAUAGUGGAGAUGAUACAGAAUUUUCUUUACGACCAUCGGAAUGCGAAUGGGAAGCUUUACAGUUACAGACAGUGAAACCUUCAACAAAAUCAUCAGGUACUUGGCGUAGAGCAAUCGGUGCAGAAUGGGUCCCCACCAGUGGUUGUCACUACCGUUGCAUCCGUGGUGGGAGUGGUAUCAGAUUAGUGCACUCGGUGUCACGGGACAGAGACAAUAUACAGUUAUGCCACCAGGAUAGGGAGCAGUCGGGAUGCAGUCAAAAGAUGAGCGCAUACCAAUACGCCACAAUGGUGUGCAGCAAAUAUAAGGAGAGAGUUAGAAGACUGUCUGGUCUCGGCAUGCAGAUAUCACCUGCUGUGGAGGAGCCAGACCGUCCAUGUCGUGUAGCGUGUCAGGACGAACGAGUCCGACAUCGGUUCUAUCUGGUGAACGGGCAGGACGGAUGGUUCCCGCUCGGUACUGCGUGUGGGAGACAGAACGCGUCCUACUGUGUGAGUGGGAAGUGUCUGGAGUUCGGUCCAGACCACACGCCAGUCGCAGAAUCUGUGUUCACAUUACCAUUACUAGCUAGACACAGUUCUGUGUCGUCGAGACACAGACGCAGUUUACUACGAGACAGGAUCACUGUGAAGGCCACACUCGACAGACAACAGAUUGACGAAAUAAUUGCCAGACUUAAUUUUACGAAUAAAAUCAACGAGCACUUCUCGUACCCAGAACAGAUACCAGACAACAUUCAAGUGGACUUCAACAAUCCCAUACACAUUGCGCCAGAACAAACGCUCCUGAAUAAAAUACCACGACCUACUUGGGAUUAAAUAAACAAUAACUUAUUAUAUUAUUAUUAAUUUAAAAUUGUUUAAUUUUAUUAAAAGACAGCCUAAAAAUGCAAGAGAGAAACAGACAAAAUACUUUUAUGUUAGUUUCAUUUAAAAUAACAAAAUGAAGUAGAAUGGAAAUGUAUUAAAACUGACUUUACUGGUAUGUACAUAGAAAAAAUAUUACAUUAAAAUAAUAUUCUACCGUAUUAUUACGAUGUGUAUAAAAAAUAUUAUAAAUGUAUGGACAGCAGCGAAAAAUAUGUAUAAAGUGGUAUAAUGUUUUAGUUGCUGCGUGUCUGUUUUGUCUGUAUUUAUAAAGUAUGAAAAAUACAUUUUUGACAAAGUUUUAUUUCCAAAAAAAAAUUCAAAAACGCUUCAAAAGAGAGUAAAAGUAACAAAGUAUUGAUUUAAUAAUGAAGUCCCUCACAAAGGUGCUAAAGGUUGUGCAAAUCGGAUCUGUCCGUAUAGUCAUACAAGACUGUACAAUUAUUGUGAUUUUAUAUUUAUUGCUAGGUGUAAGAAAUGUUUAUAUUUUCCUAUAUUUUUAGAAUAAAUCAUUUUUUAUAA
Messenger RNA from Colias croceus (clouded yellow), 3876 nucleotides. RefSeq names its product A disintegrin and metalloproteinase with thrombospondin motifs adt-1-like (gene stl). The transcript has 18 exons. Gene Ontology annotation, biological process: extracellular matrix organization; proteolysis. The record is from RefSeq and is a predicted model, not a curated record. Bases 334 to 3306 code for a protein of 990 amino acids. Gene Ontology annotation, cellular component: extracellular matrix. Gene Ontology annotation, molecular function: metalloendopeptidase activity. Lineage: Eukaryota; Metazoa; Arthropoda; Insecta; Lepidoptera; Pieridae.